GGCACUUCAGUUCGUUUCGCACACGGAACCGGUGAACGCUGGAGUCUGCCUUCGUCCGAUUGCUCGGCGAUUUCUAGUUGGUAUUUCGUCGAGACAAGACACCUGUUCGUUGAGUGCGCGAUUAGUGCGUUCACACUACAGACGGUGCGGUGAAAAAGUGCAAAGCAAAUCUAAUGAAAAAUGUGCAAAAAUCUGCUAUAAAUAUUUUGAAAAAUCAACAAAUGCACGUUGUAUACACACAAGACAAAUAAUAACGGGGUAUAACGAAAAAUUACGGUAUAUUGUAAGCCGGUUGUUGUUAUUGUUGGCGCCAUAUUGCAAUUAUAAAUGUGCUGAUAUUUCACUCAAUUGCCUCAAUCGAUUGGCAAUGGCCGAAAUUAGAAAUCAUAUUUUAGACAAUUUUUCCGAUUUUAUUGUCUGUGUGCUAUUGUGGCCAAUAACGGUUAUAUGGCGAUUCAGUGGUGUGUUUUCCACGAUUUGCAAGCCUCAUUACCGAUUGCAACUUUUUGUAAUUUUUGUUGCAGUUUUUUACAAAAUUGUUUAUUUUUCAUUUAACAGUGUGACAACGGACGGAAUACCGUUACUUAUGCACUGAAAGCAGUUAUUCGAAGCGAAUCGAUUUCUAACUUUUACCGCCUCUGUAAACUACUCAAUCAUUGUACUAAUUUUCGCAACUUACUUAAGCAUUUAAUUUGCUUACGAAUGCACUAGUAUAUUUACAUAUGUGUACAUAUAUAUAGGAGAGUUAUAUAUAUAUAUAUACAGUACGAACUCGGUAAUCGCAACUAAUAGAAAUCUAGGUAGUUGCACUUAUUGAGUUUGUUGCACCCAACGAGGAAAAAUAUAUAACAAGAAAUAUGACAAAUGAAAAUCGUUUUAUGAUAUAGAAAGCUUAUUUUUUUAUUAAAAAUUUUAUUUUUUAAACAUAUCGGGUAUUGUUGUCUGCACUUUCUUCUUAUUAAGUGUUUUUAUUAUAGCUCUUUCACGAAGCUCUUUCAGAAAUAUAAUGUCUUUUAUUGGAAUAUCGUUUUCCUCAGCCCACUGAAUGCAUGUGUUAAAAGAUUGCAUAGCAACUGAUCCUUUUAUUUUAGGAGGUGGAAUAACAUCCGCUUCGCUGUCAUCAGAAUUUUCAAUUUCUACGGCUUCUUUAUCCACUUCUUGAUAAGCAACACUUUCGUGCAUCCAUUCAUUUAGCUCUUCAUUUGUGAACGAAUCAUUUGGUGCAAGUUCUUGGAGCAUUGAUACAAGGAUUGCGCGUUCAUUUUUAAUUUCUCUUUUUAGAAUGCUGAGAGGAAUAUCGUCCUCUUCACUCCACUCAAUCUGGUUUCAUUAAAAUAUUCCAGCACUUGCGAAUGGAGCUUGCUGACACUUUUCCCCAUGAAUUUGCAAGAAGACAGAUAGCAUGUCUUAAGUUGAAUUCCUUUAUUUUUUCCUCCAGAUGAGUGGUUUUAUUCCCUAUUAAAUGCUCCAAAAGACUUUUUUUGUAAUAGACUUUUGUUAAGUUAAUAACGUUUUGGUCCAUUCGUUGGAGGAUCGCGGUACAGUUAGGAAGACACAUAACGGUUAUCAUUCCAUCAUCACUUUUCAUCUCAUUGUCUUUAGGAUGACACGGGGCGUUAUCCAAGACCAAUAGGGCUUUUUUGGGAAGUCCCUUGGAUUCUAGAAAUUCGCAUACCUAUAACAAUCCAAAAAAAUACAAAUAAAUUUUAAACAAAAAUUCAAUACAUUUCGUAUUUCUCACCUCAGGAACAAACGUAUGAUGAAACCAGUCUUCGAAAAACAAAGUCAUCCACGAGUUCUUGUUAGCCUUGUAGACAACGGGCAUUUUUUGAAAAUUUUUGAAUGCUCUAGGGUUUUUUGCUUUUCCAAUGACAAAAAGCUUAACUUUGUGCGUACCCGAAGCAUUUGUGCAUGCGAGAAAUGUUAUUCUUUCCUUACUAACUUUCCGACCAGGAGCAGAUGAUUCCUUGAAGCUCACCAACGUUUUAUCUGGUAUCUGCCUGAAAAACAAUCCGGACUCGUCGGCAUUGUAAAUUUGUUCUGCAGAAAGAUCAAGCUCCUUGAUUUUAUUUCUAAAACGUAUUACAAAUGGGCCGACGGACGCUGUCUUAUUGGAAAGCUUCUCUCCACAAAUUUUCAAGUGGCGGAGGCCAUAUCGCUUUUUGAAAUUAGAUACCCAACCAUUACUUGCAUGAAAACAUCCUGUCUUUUCUCUUAUUUUCUCAUGGAGCUUGCGAGCUUUUGCUUUGACGAUACCGACGGAUAUAGGCACAUUUUCACUCCUUUGUUUCAAAAACCACUUGUAGAGAGCCUUUUCCAUUCUUGGGUAUUCACAAGAUUUUAAGGUUUGACGUUUUCCUGGCCCAGCUUCCAUAUUUCUGGCAUAUUUAAGUAUACAAGCUUUUUUCUUCUUUAUUCUUGUUAUUGUCGACUUGUGAACUUUAUAAUCAAUGCAAAGAGCUUUGUCGAUACACCACUUUCUAGUUUAUCCAAAAUUUCAGUUUUUUCUUUAAAUGUUAGUUUUAUUAAUUUUUUUGUGACCACCAUGACUUUUACACAUAAAACACUACUGGCGUGUUGCAAAAUAAACUGAUAAUGAAAGUCAUUUGUUGACAAUUGCUCUUAACGCACACAAAAAACAGCAAAGUCGACAGAGCAACGGUAAAAUAACGAUCAGUUUGUGAAUACAUAACAAAAAAAUGCCAUAAGAAGAAACCGACAAAAAAGAACUGAUGCAAAAUAUAUUUAGAUGUAAAGUUGCAGUUAUUGAGGUCAAUAUUUUUGAGUAGUUGCACUUAUAAAGGUUACAAUGCUAUGUUUUAUAGUGUUGCAUGAAUCGAGGAGUUGCGUGUAUCGAGGGUUGCGGUUACCGAGUUUAUACUGUAUAUAAUACAUAUAUCACGUGCAAAUAUGCAAAUCACAUCUCAGCGCAUCGUAAAGUCGUUUGAGUUGUUGAGCACGCCAGUGCCCAGUGCAUUCCAAGGUGUACACGUCGUUCUGCCUGCUGAUCGAAGUGUUGACAUUUGUUGUUGUAAUACAAUAAAUAUUUUCAUUUGCAGCAUUUUGUUGAUUUGUUGACAAUGUGUCGUUGUAUUCCACUGAAAUGUGACUUUGUAUUGUUGGCCGUUGGACUGUUGUUGCAUAAAUUGUGAUCUCAUUGCUGCCGAAUGUGUUCGAAAACGCUGCGGAAAGUGCUAAUCAAUUCUGAUUUAUUAGACUGAGAAAUUUUUGUUGUUGUUGAUUUCAUGUCUCGACUUUGGUAGGUUAGGUUAGGUUAGGCUGGUAGGCCUGAAAGCCACACAUAGACCAGUUUUGGAGUCCCGUCACAUAGUCAAUGAGGAGUAGUGUUCCUUUAGGUAUCCUUUAUGUCCUUCGUCUUUUGACAUUUGCUUACCUUAUUAAAAUAGAUUUGAAGCUCCGGGCCAUCUUCGAAAACUGAUUAAAUUUAAAAAUGUAUGAAUUUUAUAGUAAAUUAAUAAAAUACAUGUUUAUCGCACUUGUAAUGAUAUUAUUCUAAAAUGCAGUUUACAAAAUCUUCUUUAAAUUUAGGCUAACAAAUUUUAGCUUAUCUAAGGAAAAACGUUUUCGAAUGAAAAUUUAUUUCUUCGACUUAAUAUCUAUACAUUGGUUACGGUCUUCCAACAUUUAGCUGCCUUUCGAUUGUGUGAAACCUAGUGGCCUUGACCUCCUCAUUUAAGUGAAAUAUUUUCCAGCGGACCAAACUAAGUUUUCCCGUUAGAUUGUGUCAUAAGCAAACAAAAUUUAAUCGCCGUUUUCCGAAGUUAGCUUCGAAUUUUGAAAAUAGACUUAUUGAAAAGCAAUAUAUAUUAAUUCCAGGAUGCAGUUACUAAAAAAUUAAUAUAUGGUUAUAAACAACUUUUUCUUUACAUCAUUGAACUACAACAUCAAGCUCAAGAUGAUUGACAGAUGCUAUGAGAGGUCAAAGUUGGUUGUUCGAAAAGAAAUAAAAACUUUAUAUUUCGAAAAAUACUGGACCAAAUUUUGAAAAUGAGAUAUCGUUAAAGGUUUUUCAUAAUGUACGUGAUUAUAUAAUACCAGUAAAAAUACUUCAGGCAAAAACUGUUAAGUGUAAACAUAUAUGUACAUCUAUUAUUAAAUGAGAAGAAAUAGGCUUUUAAACAAAAAGUUAAAUAAAAAGCUUUAAAAAUUGAUCUAGUAUUUUUUGAAAUCUAAUGAUACAUACUAUACUUAACAAUGGCGUUUUCAAAAUUCGAAGGCGAAUAUUUCGAUUUUGGAAGGAGGACUUCGAAAUUACGGAAGGAUGGUUUCUCGCAAUUUAUUCUUGAGCACAGCCGCUGUCUUUUUAUUUGCUGGAUUAUGUCUAUGUCGUCGAAGAACACAUACAGCUCAUCAUUCCAUCUUCUGCGGUAUUCGCCGUUGUCAAUAUUCAAAUGACCAUAAAUCUUCCGCAAAACUUUUCUCUCGAAAACUCCCAGUGCCGUCUCAUCGGAUGUUGACUCGUCCACGCUUCUUCACCAUAAAGUAGGACGGGAAUGAUGAGGGACUUCUAGAGUUUAGUUUUUGUUCGUCGAGAGAGGACUUUACUUUUCAAUUUCCUACUCAGUCCAUAGUAGCACCUGUUGGCAACGAUUAUUCAGCGUUGGAUUUCAUGUCAAACUUGAUUUGUGUUAAUGCUAGUUCCUAGGUAUACGAAAUUGUCUACAACUGCAAUUUAAUUGUUAAGAUAACACAAUUUGACCCAUUUAUUCGGCAUAAAGUCCACUUCAAUAAUCAUAUACAUGUAGUAUAUGGGGGUUGAUGUAAUUCCUGAACCGAUUUCAUCACCAAGGUAGACUAUGUCCAAAACUAAAAGCGAAUUUUUGAAAAACCUAUAAUUAGGUAUAUGGGAGAAGUUAUGACCCGAUUUUAACCAUUUUUAGAAGAAGAAAAUUCCCUCUAAACUACAAGAGAUUUAGCGAUGUUUUCGGUAAAAAAUUGUAGGCGACACCAUGCCCAUUUUCCUUUAAUAAAAUCAUAAGGAUUAUAAAAUAAAUUCAUUGUUAUUUUGAGAUUCCCACACCUUAGGAGCUCGCCUAACAAGUUGUAAUUGCCGCUAAAGACUUGAAAAUCGAUUUGCUUUGUUUACUAAUUUACACACGUAUUAUGUACCCAUUUACAUAGCGGACUAUGUAUGUAAAUACAAUGUAUGCAUAUUUAUGUAUAAAGUAAACAAAUAAUGAAAAUUUGUUUCGAAUUAUUAUUGAAUUUUUUCGUGAAUUUGUAAAAACAAAAGUAAAACGUGUAAAGCAUCAAUUUACACCAUUUAAUCGGCACCGAUUCACUCGUCGCCACAUAAAAUUCCGCGGAUUAUUUUCUCAUUGAUGAAAUUAUUUAUGUUCAGCUUAGAAAUCCUAAAUUAAGUUGAAUUAAACAAGAAGAACGCAAAAUUAGCAUUGGCAAUUUUUUGUGUGAAAAUUAGGUAUUGGCUGAAAAAACGCAGAACCCAACUGUAACGGAAUUAUUUGCAUAUAAAUGAGAUUUCACAGCCCACGCAAAUAAUUGAAGUACGAAAGCAAGAAGAAAGGGAAAACGCAAAGAAUAAUAAGCAAAAAUAAAAAAAUAAAGAGUCAAGAGUCAACAAUCAACAGUUUAUUUAUUUACGGCAAUCAAAUGGAAACACACUGAUGACAACAAGCCCUACAGCAUGAGUGCCAUAAAUCAGCCUUCCCUCACCACCGAAGCUGCCUCGACUAAAUUGACAAGGAAAAACAGCGUUUUCCCCGAACUAUUAACAAGGUCCUUCAAUUCGCGCGACGCCACUUCCAUGGCGCGGCAUACGCAGAGCCAACAAUCCAAUACGCUGAUAGACAGACUACGCAGACAGCCAGGUAGUAUGGCGGAGGGUCGUCUCCUUGCCAGCGGAAGCGGUGCACAGCACUUAAAAACUCUACUCUACAAGUUCCUGGCAAUAACGUCGACCGCCGCGACAGUUUCGGCCACACCCGCCGACGUGGCCGCCACAACGACAGCUACGACGGGCACACAGCUCACGCGCUUCACUGUUGCAACAGAGUCAACCGCAACAACGUCAAUUGCCACAAAUGCAACUUCGUUUGCGGCGACGCCGUCGACUUUCGCCACAACUCUGAGUGCCGUAUUCCCCAGCGUUGCAACCGCAAAUGCAUUUAUUCAAAUGAAUACCAUCACGGUCGGUGGAGAUCCCCCCCAUGCCGGUGACAGCGCCAAAGUGACACUCUACGACUCCAGCACUGCGUCGAUUUUGAAUAGCAGCAGUGCUGCCAUUAGUCCCGCCACCACCACUGCCAGUGCCCAAACUGCUGCCUCCAUGAACGCUUACCUGGUCGCGUUGCCUUGGCCGAAGGCGCUCGCCGUGGCCAUUUUCGUGCUGCUGAUCCUGGUGACGGUGGUCGGCAACACUCUAGUGAUACUGUCUGUGCUGACCACACGCCGGUUGCGCACCGUCACCAAUUGCUUCGUGAUGAACCUGGCCAUCACUGAUUGGCUUGUGGGCACGUGUGUGAUGCCACCUGCUGUUAUGCUCUAUGUUGUUGGCAGCUGGCACUAUGGUUGGAUCUUGUGCGACAUUUGGAUUUCACUGGACGUACUCCUCUGCACCGGCUCCAUACUGAGCUUGUGCGCCAUUAGUCUGGACAGAUAUCUCGCAGUGACUCAGCCUCUAGUUUAUUCCAAAAAACACCGUUCGAAGCGCUUAGCAUUGUUGAUGAUAUUCAUGGUGUGGGUGAUGGCGCUAUUAAUCACAUGUCCACCGUACUUGGGCUGGUACGAGCCGGGACGACGGCGGGAGGGUAAUGUCGUUUGCCGCUACAAUCAAAAUAAAGGAUAUGUGGUGUUUUCCGCAAUGGGCUCAUUUUUCAUUCCGCUCGCCGUCAUGAUGUACGUUUACAUGAAGAUUGGCUUCGUCCUUUCGUCGCGGAGAAUGCGCAUCGUGCGUGAUGCGAAGUCGGAGCGCACAGCGGACCAUGAUAUAGAUUGUGACAACUUCAUUUCCGAGUCGGAGCAUUAUCAAUGUGCCACGCCAAAGUUCCCCUCCUUCAAGUCGCGUUGGGGCAGUGGCCAUGCUGCUGGCAGUAACAACUGCUCCGCCAAAAAUCUCAGCCUGCAUUGCAGCAAAUGUAAUAAGUCUUAUCUGGGCAAUGUUAACGGCGGUAGCGGCAUUGUUGUUGGCGGUCUCAAGCACCAAGCAUCGUUCUACGAGUUGGUCGAGGUUUCACGUUUAACAUCGAUAAUUCAAUGCUCGGCAAUCAACUGCAAAUACGCCGGCGUCUGUAUGCAUUCCAGUGCGGUGGGUGUGCCGCUGGCCGAACGCCGCUCCUCCUCGUUGCCCAUGCAAGCUGUGCACUUCGUCGAGGAUGGCACGUCAUGUUCCGAUAAUUGUCUGGCGGCCAAUUCCACGCUGACCACUAGCAUGACCACGACAACGGGUUUAAAAUUCAAUCCGACGUUGGGACAAAAUCAACAACAAUCACACGCACAACAUUACCACAAUCACCACCAUCAUCCGCACCGCAUACCGAUGCGUGUGUCCACAACGAAGCGGGAUACGAAAACCGCCAAGACAUUGACCAUUGUUAUGGGCGGCUUCAUCGCCUGUUGGCUGCCGUUCUUUACCUACUACCUGUUGAUGCCAUUCUUGCCACCGCCAGCGGUGUUGGAGGGACUCAUGUCCUUUCUGACAUGGGUCGGCUGGGUGAACUGCGCCAUUAAUCCCUUCAUCUACGCCUUCUACAAUCCAGAUUUUCGCACCGCCUUUUGGCGUUUGACUUGUCGUCGCAUUUGCAAGCAGAAGACGCCACUCAACCAUAUGGCCAUGUUCCGGGGCUAAAAUGUUGCACGCAACAUAACCAACAAGACACCAGACAAGACAGUGGAUAUCUGCCGUAGGACAAUCAAAUUACAUUUUUUUCAAUAGCGAAAGAAUGCGCGGGUGUAUAUAAGUACAUGUGUGCAAGAGUAGUGCGGCAGUGUCACUGAAGGGCCGUCAAGAAGGAGCUACGAAGUGUAAAACUAAAAACAAGUGGAAAUAAAAACAAAAAAGACACAGCACAAGGGACAUAUUGAUAGUGGUCAGGGGCGUAUGACUAUAGGGGGUUUGUGGAAUUUAUUUCAAGCAGAUUGAAACAAGCAAGAAGCUGUCAUGUAGUUUCCAUUUUCCAUUUCGGCCGUAAGCGUUGUCAGUUGUUUGUGGCAGAACGCCUGAAAAGGACAAAUCGGCUAAGCAAGUCGAAGCUGAACGGUGGAAACGAGCAAUGAGGGAGAAGAUAAGCUGUUGACGGCAAAAUUAAAGCGUUGCCAUUUAGUUCCGUUGCGCAGCGGAGAUGUUUGUACCGCUACACCGCAGUCGGAAGUGGUGAAGGGAUCGCUUCGGCAGCAGAAAUGAAAAGAAAUUUAUGGCAGGUGCCUUUUCUCCUGAGAGCAUUUAAACGCUUGAAAAUUUACAAACGAGCAAACAAAGAUAAACCUUUCAUUUAUUUAUUAAAUAUUUAAGCACAAAUGGUCGCUGAAUAAAUUCUAAAACAAAAGCUUAGGUCCAUACAUAUAUAAAGAUACUAUAUAUAGAUCUAUAUAUAUUUAUAUAAAGUCUUAGCCAAUUUGUAGAACCAUAUUGCCAUAUACAUACAUACAUAUACAAAUUACUGUGUAAGCUUAGCUAAUUUUAUCCCUAAAAUAUAAAAGAAACUUUAACAAUGAGGCGAAAUAUAAAUAUAAACUUUUGUUUAGAAACUUGUACAAAAUGAUAUGCAUGUAAAUUUUUGUGUGUAACUGUUCAAUUCACUGUGUUCGUAUAUCGAAAUAUUUGCAAAAUUUGUGUGAACCUAAUACUAGAUUAAUAUAUACGCAGAAAAUAAACAGAUAUUAGGUCUUAAAAUAAAUUAUUUACUUGGCUUUUUAUAUUUAACACCCUUUCUAAGUACAUACACACAUACAUAUAUACAUCCUUAAUACUACUUGAAAACUGGCGUACUGGCAUUGCGCACCUCUAACCACGGCUUUCAAAAAUACUUCUUGCAGUUAUAAGAGUAAAAACAAAAAACUUUUAUUCUACGAUGAAUGAAAUGUAAAUACUCUUGUUGACUCCCAAGUUGAAGCAUAGUCAAUUUUAGCGCGUGGAAUUGAGAGCAGUGGAAAUUAAGGAAGGUAAUUUCGCCAUAGUUUCACAAUCAGUAAUAAGUGAUGACCUGAAGUUUGUGAAGACAGAUUUUUUAAGGUUUAAAAUUCUCAUAUAAACUAAUACUUAGUUCGCUAGAGACACGUCCAGCCACUGUUACAGCCAAUCUUAUUUUUUUAUAAAUCAUAUUAUUUGCCAAUUUAUAGUGUAGA
Molecule: messenger RNA, 9321 nt
Organism: Zeugodacus cucurbitae (melon fly)
Lineage: Eukaryota; Metazoa; Arthropoda; Insecta; Diptera; Tephritidae
Gene: TyrRII
Product: tyramine receptor 1
Exons: 6
Coding region: 5666-7825 (719 amino acids)
Biological process (GO): adenylate cyclase-activating adrenergic receptor signaling pathway
Cellular component (GO): membrane
Molecular function (GO): G protein-coupled receptor activity
Source: RefSeq, a predicted model, not a curated record